Messenger RNA from Daldinia vernicosa, 1569 nucleotides. Its product is annotated as pantoate-beta-alanine ligase. The record is from RefSeq and is a predicted model, not a curated record. Gene Ontology annotation, biological process: pantothenate biosynthetic process. NCBI's taxonomy places the organism in Eukaryota, Fungi, Ascomycota, Sordariomycetes, Xylariales, Hypoxylaceae. Gene Ontology annotation, molecular function: pantoate-beta-alanine ligase activity. The transcript has a single exon. Bases 181 to 1305 code for a protein of 374 amino acids.
CCUAGCUUCAACAAAUCCCGGCCUCAGAUGUCCGCAGCAGAAACCAUCACGUUUUCCACCUCGGUUGCUUAACUUUUCCAUUGAGUCACUGAGAUGGCUCAUGAUGUUUUAAUAAUUACCUCAUCGCGUCCCCCUUAACCGCUGCUACUAGAUUCUCUUCUUAGAAUACCCUUUUUAACUAUGCUGGCUCUCUCGGUACGCGGGCUUAUAGGCUCGCGUGCGCUUAACCGACAGACUAUCCGAACGAUGGCUACCGCGCGCCGUCAAGCUUUCGAAACCAUCCCAUCUUCUCCAAUUCGAGUCAUGCGUACGGUUGAUGAAGUCAGGAGAUGGAGGAAGCCCCAAUACCUCGACCAUAGAAUUGUCUCACUCGUACCUACGAUGGGAGCUCUUCAUCAAGGCCAUCUUUCUCUUAUCCGCAGCGCAGCUCGCGAGAGCCAUCACGUCGUCGUUAGCAUAUAUGUGAACCCAGCCCAGUUCGGCAUCAAAGAGGACCUAGCUUCUUACCCCGUGACUUGGGAGUCGGAUUGUAAGAUCCUAGCUGAAUUAGAUCGUGAAUUGGCCGACGAUGGUGGGAAUUUAGGCCGCAUCAGCGCUGUUUUUGCGCCAACUACCCCUGAGAUGUAUCCCUCAGGGUUUCCAGGUCAAGAAGUAAACUCCAAAGGGAGUUUCGUGGUCAUAACACCACUAAGUGAGAUUCUUGAGGGUCGUACUAGACCAACCUUUUUCAGGGGCGUCGCCACUGUCUGCAUGAAACUUUUUAACAUCGUACAACCUGAAAAGGUGUACUUUGGCCAAAAGGAUGUCCAGCAGACCGUAUUGAUCCGAAAGAUGGUCAAGGACUUUAUGCUGCCGACCGAGGUUGUUAUUGGUCCUACCAUCCGGGAGUCCGACGGACUUGCUUUAAGCUCCAGAAACGUUUACCUCGGCGAGAGACGACGCAAAGUCGCCCCCGUGCUAAAUCGCGCGCUCAAGGCUGCUGAAGAACAGUACCUGAGCGGGGCUCUGCAUCGAAAGUAUCUCAUGGAUGCUGCUAAUACUUUAAUUCUAAAUGUUUUAAACGAACAGUCGAAAUUACCUCCCGAGAAGAGAGUAAGGUUUGAGGUGGACUACAUCUCACUUGCGGAUCCCUGUUCAAUGGAGGAGCUGAGUGAAAUCGAUCCAGAGAAGGGUGGUAUACUGAGUGGUGCAAUAAAGAUGCUACCGGUCGAAUCACCGCAACCAGGCGAGGAUCUGGGACAUAGCGGAGGACCAGCAGUCCGUCUCAUAGACAACAUUAUUUUGAAGCCAUCAGCGGAAAUCUAGAGUUAUUUUUUGAAUACACCUAUAUAAUAUGAGACAUAAUAAUUUGGAUCCAAGGUUAAGCAUAUCAAACUACAAGAUGUCAUUGGCUACGUUAAUAUCGUCGGACUUUUAAAUUCUCAAACCAGUAUAUUUUCUGCAGUGUCAAUGCAGCAGAACACGAACUAAAAGUUACAUGUUCCUGACUGGGAUUCUGCAGCAGCAACCGCAUGGCUUCUCCACGUGCAGAAUCAGGUACAUAAUAUACCUAUAUUAGGGUAAGGGAGG